Trichoplusia ni (cabbage looper) is the source of this 1634-nucleotide messenger RNA. RefSeq names its product paired box protein Pax-9-like (gene Poxn). Lineage: Eukaryota; Metazoa; Arthropoda; Insecta; Lepidoptera; Noctuidae. The transcript is spliced from 3 exons. The record is from RefSeq and is a predicted model, not a curated record. Gene Ontology annotation, molecular function: RNA polymerase II cis-regulatory region sequence-specific DNA binding; DNA-binding transcription factor activity, RNA polymerase II-specific. Gene Ontology annotation, biological process: anatomical structure development; regulation of transcription by RNA polymerase II. The coding region runs from base 25 to 1140 and encodes 371 amino acids.
GCAAGUACCAGGCGAGCAUAACCAAUGAAGAUGUCGUCCCCAGGUCAGGCCGGCGUCAACCAGUUGGGGGGCGUGUUCGUGAACGGCCGCCCCCUCCCCGACGUCGUACGUAAGAGGAUCGUGGAGCUGGCCAUAAUGGGCGUCAGGCCCUGUGACAUCAGCAGACAACUCCUUGUAUCCCAUGGCUGCGUUUCCAAGAUCCUCACGCGGUUCUACGAGACGGGGUCCAUUAGACCCGGUUCUAUCGGUGGAAGUAAGACCAAGCAAGUCGCAACACCGACCGUCGUGAAGAAGAUUCUCCGGCUGAAGCAAGAGAACCCUGGCAUGUUCGCGUGGGAGAUCCGAGAGAGGCUGCUGAGCGCGAGGGUGUGUGAGCCCCACUCCAUACCAUCAGUCUCCAGCGUGAACAGGAUCCUGAGGAACAGUGGGCUGGCGUGGAGUGAUGAUGACACUAGGAGCGCACAUGAAUCAUACGCUCAAUCAGACUUGCCGCCAAACGUGAUGGAUUACAUGUCGAUGAAAAACUUACCUCCAACACCGAUGCCAACCCAACAGAGCCCGCCAUACUUCGCCCACUCAGCUGUGAGGGUUCCGCCCCCACAGCAUCCUGACCCAACUCAAUUAUACGACAGAAGACUCGCCACAUCAUGGCUUCUAGCCAACCAAGUACAAGCUCAGGGGCUCUUAAAACCCUACCCAAUAAACCCCUGGCAGAGGAUCAUGAUGCCAUACCACGACACUAAGAACUUCUCACCCUACGCACUCAACCUUCACAAUGAUCUUCUAAACAGAAUAAACCCAGACGAAGUGAAGUCAGAGAAUUCUGAACACAUAUCCGUUGAAGCCAGUGAUGAUAGCACGGACAGGCCAGAUGUGGAUGACGACCAGAAAUCUCAAGAAAAAGAAAAGAAGAAGAAUCCUUAUUCGAUAGAAGAGCUGUUAAAGAAACCGGAUAAAAUGGUAAAUGUUAAUCCUAUAGGGUUCCCUAACUUCUUAAGGCAACCCAGUGGAAGUAUGAUUGAGAGCAGUCAGAAUUUAAGCAACAGAAGUUCACCAGCCAGUUUCUGUUCCGUACAAAGUGGAGUUUCGAAUGAUGGCUUCUCUGAAUCUGCUAGCUCAGAAAUUAAAGCCGGCAAUUAAAAAUAUAUAUUGAGGAGAAUAUACAUGUUCGGAAUUGCAAACAAUUAUGGUGGCAUUAAAAGGAUGAUGACCGUUAACAUCGUGAUUUAAAUAAGGAAGUCCUCUUUCAAUUUUUAUGUCAUUAAAAAUUUAUUUAAUUCUGAUCAUGCACAUUUUUUAGUUUUCCCAGGGAAUUAGAUUACCUCUAGUAUCUAGCUCUGGGCGUGCUCAACUCAUAGGGACAACUCAACUUAAAGGCGUAGAUUUGGGUUGUUUCAAAAACAUUCCCAUAGGUGAAACUCAAAAUCUGUUUGAUAUUUUCUUGUACUAUACUUACCUAUAUUAGUCAAACCAAUAAUUUGUGUUUGAGUGAAACGGUUUGCUCCCUUGACAUUCAAUCUUUGCGCUCAAAUAAUCAGCGCAACGCCAUCUAUCGAUAAAUCUGUUCACUAUAAUUAAGAUGCGUUCAUGUGUCAUAAUAAUGUAACAUUUCACUAUUAUGUUUGUAUAUAAAU